AUGCGGCUCUCGGUAGCUUCGACGGUUCUUGCCCUGGCGGCCGCGACUGCUGCUCAAUGGACGUUUUCGGAUGCGUCUGUUUCGGUGGGCAAGGCUAACAAGGUGGUUGAGAAGUUCACCGACUCGGCGCGCGUCAAGAAGACGGUCACUCUCGGUCCCAAGGACGCUCUCAAGGUGUUGCUGACGACAAAGGAGGGCGACAAGCCCAAGCGGCCGCACCAGGCUUUUCUGGUGGUCAAGGGCCCAUCUGGGCUGGAAGCACCGUUUCCCAUGGCGGUCAAGGAGAACGGCAAGGGAGUUGUUCAAAUUUCGCAAAAAGACCUCCCGGCCCAGCUGCUCGGCUCGUCGUCGGUCCUCGAGGCCAGCCUGAUUCUCGGCUCCGCCGGCCCGACCAAGGGCUCCGUCACCCCCGUCUUUGACGUCGCCAUCGAGCUUGACCCUCAAAACCCCGCGCCCAGCCCUGCGGCUCCGCUGAGAUACGGCAAGCUGGCAGAGAUUCACCACAUUUUCCGGGCCGACCCCAAGAACCCGCCCCAGAUUGUGUCGGCGGUGUUUGCGCUGGGUGUUCUGGCCACCGUGCCGGCUCUCUUUGCCGGGUGGCUUGCUCUUGGCGGCAACUUGUGCAACACCGGAAAAGCGCUCGGCAACGCACCGGUCUCGCACGCUCUCUUCUUCGGCUCCAUCGUCGCCGUGGAGGGCGUCUUCUUCCUGUACUACACCUCUUGGAACCUGCUCCAGACGCUGCCGGUGCUCGGAGUUGUUGCGGCGGUUGCUUUCUUCAGCGGGAUCAAGGCUCUCGGGGAGGUGCAGGGCCGACGGCUGGCAGGGCAGCGGUGA
Molecule: messenger RNA, 837 nt
Organism: Ustilaginoidea virens
Lineage: Eukaryota; Fungi; Ascomycota; Sordariomycetes; Hypocreales; Clavicipitaceae
Exons: 4
Coding region: 1-837 (278 amino acids)
Biological process (GO): protein N-linked glycosylation
Cellular component (GO): membrane; oligosaccharyltransferase complex
Source: RefSeq, a predicted model, not a curated record